Lodderomyces pseudojiufengensis is the source of this 984-nucleotide messenger RNA. RefSeq lists its product as uncharacterized. Lineage: Eukaryota; Fungi; Ascomycota; Pichiomycetes; Serinales; Debaryomycetaceae. The coding region runs from base 1 to 984 and encodes 327 amino acids. Gene Ontology annotation, cellular component: mitochondrion. The record is from RefSeq and is a predicted model, not a curated record. Gene Ontology annotation, biological process: mitochondrial respiratory chain complex III assembly. The transcript has a single exon.
AUGCUAAGAAUAUCUCAUGGUGUGAGGAUAACGCCGACGAGACUAUUGUCUCAAACAACUAAAUUGUAUUUUCAAACAAAACAUUCAAUAUUAGAGAAAUAUAAACAAGAUCAAGAUGAAAUAGCAGAAUCACCAACAAAUAUGGCUAAAGAUUCACAUUUACCUAUAAUAGCACAAGAUCUUAAAAUUAAACCUCGUCAACCUAAAACAAAAGCACCAUUUUUAUCAGAAGCUGAAGAUUCUCAAAAAUCUAUAUCAUCAUUUAAAGAAAAAAUAGGUCAAUGGAUUGUAUCAACUUUUGCAAUUGAUAUGGAUUCUUCAAGAAGUGGACCAGUAGCUGGAGGAAUAUAUUUUGGUGAAUGUAAAAAACAAGGAUUAUAUUAUCCAAAUGAACCAUUAAGUGAUACUGCAAAAUUUUAUUAUCAAACUUUAAGAUUACCAAUGUCCUUUUCACAACAAAUUCAAAUUACAAUUUUACAUUAUUGGAUUUUAUCAGUUAGAAUGAGAGCUCUUCCUUUUAAAUAUUCAAAACAAUAUCAACAAAAAUUAAUUGAUAGAAUAUUUUCAGAUUUAGAACUGAGAAUGACAACUGAAUUGGGUAUUAAAUCAGGUAGAUUAAUUGAAGGAUAUUCUAAAGAUUAUCAUAGUCAAUUAUUAGGAAGUGUAUUAAGUUAUGAUGAAGGUUUAAUGACAGAUGAUAUAACAUUAGCAGCUGCAUUAUGGAGAAAUAUUUUCAAUGCAAAUGAAAAUGUUGAUGUUAGACAUAUUGAAGCAUUAUUAGUAUAUGUUAGAUCACAAUUAUAUGUAUUAAAUAAAAUGACUGAUAGAGCUUUUGGAUUUGGUAAAUUUAAAUUUGUACCACCUGAUCAAAUUGUUCAACCAAUAACUAAAAAACAAGAAGAAUUAAUAAAACAAAAGACAAAAGAAGAAUUUUCAGGUAUGAAUUUACCAUCUCAACAAUCAGUUUUAUCAAUGGAUGAUUAG